AUGGGGCUGUGGGUGCUGCUGCUGCUCGGCGCAGGUCUGGAGCCAAAUGCGGUGCUUUUGGGGCUGGGGGGAGCGGGGGGUGUGGAGGGAGAGACCCUGGCAGGAGGGGGAGUCCGAAGAGCCCCCUGGCGUUGCUCUGCCCCACUCUCUCCAUCCUGCUCCGGUCCCACCAGUUUUGCCCUUUGGCUCCAUCCCCAUUCCUGCCCAUUUCUGAGCACCACUCUCCAGUCGGUGCCAUUUCUGUCACUUCUGGUCAUCUUUGCCCGUGGGGACACUGGGGACAUCGGGGGAACUGGGGGCGUGGGGACACAAGCUGCAGGACUGGGGAUGCAGGGCAGCGCAGCGGGACAGCUAUGGGGCAGCUGUGGGACGUUAUGGGGCGGCUGUGGGGCAGAGUUCCGGAGCAGACCCGUUUGGCUUUUGCCCUUUUUUGGCUCUCUCGGCCCUUCCCCGCCCCCUCUCCCCACUUCCGCCCCCCACGGCCGCGCGUGGGCUGUGGGUGUGGGGCAGACCUCCCUGCUCCCCGCCAUGGGGCUGUGGGUGCUGCUGCUGCUCGGCGCAGCUCUGCCCCACAGCUGCAGCUCUGCCCUCGACUUGGACUCUGCUGUGGCCUUUGAGGGUCCUGGUUCCUUCGGCCUCAGUGUGGCACAGAGCGACGACGGGGUGCUGGUUGGGGCUCCCCUGGACUUGGGAGGCCGAGGCCGUGUCUAUCGAUGCCGUGUGGGGGAGAAGAGUUGCAGGGAUGCAGAUGUUGGUGACCUCCUGGAUACGGGUCCCAUGGCAAUGGGAAUGUCCAUGGCUGCCAACGGAUCCCAGCUCCUGGCCUGUGGCCCGAUGGCGCAGCGGAUGUGUGGGGAGAAUGCGGAGGUUCCGGGGUUGUGCUUCCUCGAUGGCUCCCUAGCGACCACCCCACGAGCUUGCCCCACAUCGUCCUCCGACAUCGUGUUCCUGAUGGACGGCUCCGGCAGCGUGGCAGCGUUUGACUUCUGGCAGAUGAAGACAUUCGUCAUCGAAAUCAUCAAACGCUUCCGUGGGACCAACACCCGCUUCGCAGUGCUGCAGUUCUCCACCGGCGUGGAGGUGCACGUGGGCUUCCCCGACUUCGACCGCCUGCCGGCGGAGGACCUAGAGCGGCUGCUGCUGGGGGUGGAGCAGCGCAGCGGCGUCACGCAAACGGCCUCCGCCAUCCGCGUCGCGCUGACGCGGGUUUUGGCGGGGAGCCGCGCGGGGGCCUCCAAGGCGCUGAUCGUGGUGACGGACGGGCAGAAGUACGGCGAUGCGCUGCAGUACGGCGACGUCAUCCCGGAGGCCGAUCGCGCCGGGGUCGUCCGCUACGCCAUCGGGGUGGGCAGCGCCUUCAAGGACCCCAAGGCGGUGGCGGAGCUGCAGACCAUCGCCUCGCCCCCCCCCGAGGCGCACGUCUUCCGUGUGGACAACUUUGAGGCACUGCGCGGCAUCCAGGAGCAGCUGCAGGACAAGAUCUUCGCCAUCGAAGGGACCCGGCCGGCCUUCGGGAGCUCCUUCCAGCUGGAGAUGGCUCAGGAGGGCUUCAGCGCUCUGCUCACCCCCGAGGGGGCGGUGCUGGGAGCAGUGGGCGCCUAUGACUGGGCCGGAGGGGCCUUCGUCUACGGGGCCGAUGGGAAGGUCGCCUUUGUCAACGCAUCCGAAGGGGACGGGGGCGCGAGCGACGCGUACCUGGGUUACGCCACUGAGUCUCUGUCCCUGGGGGGGCUCCGGGCGCUGGUGCUGGGUGCCCCCCGGUAUCGCCACGUGGGCCGCCUGCUCCUUUUCGUGCUGCCCCACGGGGGGAAGUGGGAGCUGCGCUCUGACGCCAUGGGGCGGCAGGUGGGCUCCUACUUUGGGGCAGCACUCUGCGCUCUGGAGGGGUCAGGGGAUGGCGUGGCACUGCUGGUGGGGGUCCCCAUGUUCUACGGAGACGGCACCGGGGGACGCGUGGAGGUCUGCACGGUGCUGCCACAGGGCCGUGCGCUGUGGUGCCACCGGAUGCUGCGGGGUCAGGCCGGACACCCACUGGGGCGCUUUGGGGCCAGCGUUGCUCGCCUUGGGGACAUCGACGGGGACGGGCUGCAUGAUGUGGCUGUGGGUGCUCCCAUGGAGGAUGACGAGCGUGGCGCCGUCUACAUCUUCUGUGGGGAGAAGGGUGGCAUAAGUGACCACUACAGCCAGCGCAUUGCAGGCUCCUCGUUCCGCAGCGCCCCGCAGCACUUUGGGCAGGCGCUGAGUGGGGGCCGCGACCUGACGGGGGACAGACUGCCGGACUUGGCCGUAGGCGCACAGGGACAGGUGCUGCUGCUCAGGUCCCCACCCCUGCUGAAGGUUGAGGUGACGGUGACCUUCAGUCCCCCGGAAAUCCCGACGUCUGCCCUCGACUGCCACCGGGCAGAGGAGGAGGAGCUGAGCGCCGCCGGGGCCGCGGUAGUGACCACAGCCGAAGUAUGCUUUGUCGGCACCAAGAAGAGCCGUGACAGCUUGGGUUCCCUCGGCGCCGCCCUCCGCUACCGCCUGCACUUGGACCCCGGCCGCGCCGCGCGCGCCGUCUUCGUGCCGGGCGGCGCCAGGAGCAACGGGACCGCGCACGUGGCCGAGGGGCUCCGCUGCCGGACCUUCGGCGUCGCUCUGGCGGGCUGCCCGGCAGACACGCUGAGCCCCGUGGGGCUGCGGGUGGCCUUCGAAGCGCGCGGGGACGCGCUGCAGCACGAGCAGGGGCUGCGCGUGGCGCUCAGCCGCGACACGCAGUGGGCCGUGAGCGCCGCGCUGCCCUUCGAGAAGAACUGUGGUGAGGACAACCAGUGUGUGCCCGAGCUGCGCGUGGCCCUCGGCUUUCCAGGGCUGGAGGAGCUGGUGGUGGGUGCCGCUGAGGACGUCACCGUCACCGUCACCGUGCAGAACGUCGGGGAGGACGCCUAUGGGGCCCACGUGGAGCUGCAGCACCCCAAGGCACUCUCCUACCGCAAGGCCACCAUGCUGCAGCCCCACCACAGGUCCCUGGCACAGCACUGCAGCUCAGUGUCUCCAGGAGGUGGGCGCAUCCUCUGCAACAUCAGCCACCCUGUGCUGUGGGCCGGCCAGCAGCUCGUGUUUGUUGUCACCAUGGAUGUGCCCCACGAGGCUGAGUUGGGGGACAGAGUGGAGGUGGUGGCGUUGGCCAGCAGCGUCCCCCCACCCGUGAGCCCCCAUCAGGUGCGUGCCGUGCUCCCAGUGCUGUACAGCGUUGUGCUGCUGCUCACCAGCUCUCCGUCCUCCACGCGCUCGGUGCCCGCAGGACAGACCGCGGUUCAGCACCGCUACCAGCUGGCGGCGCAAGGCGCGCGCCGCCCCCCCGGCAACGCCACCGUCCGGGUGCCCACGAGGCUGCGCGGCGCGGAGCUCUGGGAGGAGCUCUGGGUGGUGGGGCCGCAGGGCUGUGAGCCUGCCCCGUAUUCCUCGGGGGUUCAGGACCCCACCCCUCUCCUGCUGCGGAACCCGGUGGUGGUGAGUGCCCCAUGGCCCCACCCCCUUCUCUUGGCCGCGCCCCUUUAUUGCCCCCGCCCCAAGCCGCGUUCUCCCCAUAACUCUGCCCCUCCUCGGCUCCGCCCCGCUGCCACAUGGCCCCGCCCUUCCCCUUAG
Molecule: messenger RNA, 3627 nt
Organism: Lagopus leucura (white-tailed ptarmigan)
Lineage: Eukaryota; Metazoa; Chordata; Aves; Galliformes; Phasianidae
Product: integrin alpha-D-like
Biological process (GO): cell adhesion mediated by integrin; cell-cell adhesion; integrin-mediated signaling pathway
Cellular component (GO): external side of plasma membrane; integrin complex
Molecular function (GO): integrin binding
Source: RefSeq, a predicted model, not a curated record